CUUGUUAAAAGAAAUUUUUUUCCUUCAAAGAGAGAUGAAUGCUCUUGAGAUGCUUUGUCCCUUGUUGUCCAAUAUUCGAAAUACCAAACUUUCCAUUAAUGGCAUCGCACUUCUCCAUCUCCUAUGAUCCUUCUUCCUCCACGUCUCUCCUUUCUCUACAUACUCAACAAACGAUCUUCCGCUCCAGUGACAAAGUAAACGAAUUUGAGAGAACCCAAUUGAGAAUUCCCGCUCUUUUCAGAGGAAAAGCUGCCAACUUGCAAACGAUGGCAUCAGGAAAUACACCUGGACUGACUCAGGAAGCUAAUAACUGCACUUAUGAGGCUAUAGUUUAUGGAGAAAACAACACUGACGUAUUCUACGACAUGAAACAGCGGUUCCUCGCCUUCAAGAAGCUUAAGUACAUGGAUAACUUAGAGCACUUCAAGAAGCUUGCAGAUGCUCAAGCUCCAAAGUUUCUGGUGAUUGCUUGUGCAGAUUCUAGGGUUUGUCCUUCCGCCGUCCUUGGAUUUCAACCGGGUGAAGCAUUCACUGUUCGUAACAUUGCAAAUUUAGUACCUUCCUAUGAGUCUGGACCUACUGAAACGAAAGCUGCGCUCCAGUUCUCUGUGAAUACUCUUGAAGUGGAGAACAUAUUAGUCAUUGGUCAUAGCCGCUGUGGAGGAAUUCAAGCUUUAAUGAGCAUGGAAGGUGAAGGAGACUCCAGAAGUUUCAUACAUGAGUGGGUAAUUGUGGGGAAAAAGGCAAAGGAGAGCACAAAAGCAGUUGCUUCAAACCUCCAUUUUGAUCAUCAGUGUCAACACUGUGAAAAGACGUCCAUAAACCAUUCAUUAGAAAGGCUGCUUGGUUAUCCGUGGAUAGAAGAGAGAGUAAGGAAAGGAUCACUGUCACUCCAUGGUGGUUACUAUGACUUUGUCAACUGUACGUUUGAGAAAUGGACCGUCGAUUAUGGAAGCAAGAAAGAAGGCAGUGGGAUUGCUGUUAAAAACCAAUCAGUUUGGUGAUGAGUGAUGACUAGUAACCAUCUCAGUCUUCAUUAGGAUUGUCUUUCAUAGUCUUAAGAAUCAUCAGAGAUUUGUGAAUUCAUGUUUCUUCCUUAUUGGUUUUCUUGAUACUAUCA
Molecule: messenger RNA, 1120 nt
Organism: Brassica oleracea var. oleracea
Lineage: Eukaryota; Viridiplantae; Streptophyta; Magnoliopsida; Brassicales; Brassicaceae
Product: beta carbonic anhydrase 5, chloroplastic-like
Exons: 9
Coding region: 39-1004 (321 amino acids)
Biological process (GO): carbon utilization
Molecular function (GO): carbonate dehydratase activity; zinc ion binding
Source: RefSeq, a predicted model, not a curated record